AUGGGUAAGGUUCACGGUUCCCUCGCGCGUGCCGGUAAGGUCAGGUCUCAGUGCCCCAAGGUCGAGCCCCAAGAGAAGAAGAAGCAGCCCAAGGGCCGAGCUCUCAAGCGAUUGCAAUACACUCGUCGAUUCGUCAACGUUACCGUUGCUCCCGGUGGCAAGCGAAGGAUGAACCAGCAGCCCGUCGGCAAGUCCGGAUAA
This is a messenger RNA of Cryptococcus wingfieldii CBS 7118, 201 nucleotides long. Its product is annotated as 40S ribosomal protein S30. Gene Ontology annotation, cellular component: ribosome; cytosolic small ribosomal subunit. NCBI's taxonomy places the organism in Eukaryota, Fungi, Basidiomycota, Tremellomycetes, Tremellales, Cryptococcaceae. Bases 1 to 201 code for a protein of 66 amino acids. Gene Ontology annotation, molecular function: structural constituent of ribosome. The transcript has 4 exons. The record is from RefSeq and is a predicted model, not a curated record. Gene Ontology annotation, biological process: translation.